UAAUGUCAGAGAAGCUCCUCCAACUCUCUACUUCCCGGCGCCUCCGUCCGGCGCUGCCUUUUCUCUCCAGCGCCGCUAUCUGCCGCCCCUGUGCAUGCAUAGUCGCGGCUUAGGCCUUCUCAGUGCCCCGCAUCGCCGGCCGCCGUCACCGCCGUGCAUCGUUUCCGACAGAAUAAGUAAAGGUUGCGAUUUUAGUGAUGGUUUUGGGUUGUGGGGCUGUCACCGUUGGCGACGGGGUUCCGAAGCUUGCUGCCGGAGAUCCGGCCGAUUUGCACUUCUAAGAUAAGUCCUCAUAUCUUGCUAAGAAUUACUCCCUCAAUCCCAUUAAAUAUAAAAUAUUUUCUUUUUAGAUUGUCCCACUAAAAAUGAAAUAUUUCCUAAAAUGGAAAUAACUUUAUCUCUACUUUUUCAUCUCUCUUAAUUUACUUUCUCUUCGUUAACACACAAAACAAUUCUAUAUAAAAUCACGUGCCGAUUCACAAAUGUCUCAUAUUUAAUGGGACGGAGGGAAGUAUUAUUCUAUAUUUUUGGGUUGUUUUGGAUCUAAGUUAUUUGGGCAGAGUCUUGUUCUAAAAUAGAAGUGCUUAGAGUUUUCCUUAAUGAUGUAGUAUGGAGUGUUGUUGGACUGUGGGACUUGAUCCUUAAAUUAUCUUCAACUCUCCUUUCUCGUAUCCUAUAUUUUUUGUGUGGUGUGAAGAGAAUUUGGGAAUGUUUGAUAGAGAUGGGUGGCCUAAAAUGGACAGAUUUGGGGUUUAUAUCCUUGUCGUACCGUUGUCUUGCAAGUUGCUAUCCAUAUUUGAAUGUCAGGGAUAUCUUUCCUUUUUGGUGAUCCAAUGGCCAGAAUGUGUUUUGAGAAUCGAGGGAGCAUGUGAGGCUUUGAUCUCUCUGGUUUGAAAUCAAAGCCUCACAUGCUCCCUCGAUCUCCACCGUCUGUCAGUCCUACUCAAUACUGCUAUUGGAUUUCAUUUGAUUUUCCCAAAUCUAUGUACAGAUUUCAUUAAUAGCCAAUGUAUUUUACUCUAUCUUCAUAAAUACUACCUUAAUUUGAUGUUGCAAAAAGAUUUCAUUUGAGUCUCGGUAUAAAUUACUGAUUUACUAACUUUUCUAACUAUGUUCUUAGGUAGGAAAUAACUCAUCUGGAGAACAUUGACUAUUCUCAUAUGAUGUAUUGUACUUCCUUGGAUUGUGAGCAUGGAGUCGAACGGGCUGACCGGAACUUGCAUCUCUCUCUAAUUGUAAUAGACUAGGAUCCUAUCAUAAGACUUUAUCAAAAUGUGCUACACAUUACAACUUUUAUUUGGUUCUCUUCUUUUAGUUGUACUGGUAAUCUUCGUGGGAGAACAAAACAACUACUACUAAUGAUUAUUUUUAAAUAUUUAUAGGGGCAAUAACUAUCACAUAUUUAAAAUUAUUUAGUUAAACUAAUAUUACUAAUAAUAAGUUUGGGUCGUUACAUUAUAAUUGCGAAAAAACCAACUUUAUAUUCACUUAAUAAUUGAAAAAAAAAGUGAAAAUGUGGAAAUUAGUGUUUGUAGAGCGAGAAAAAAGGGUGGGGGAGAAGGGAGCGGUUCAAGUGCAAUGCAGAUAUAUGCGUGAUGACCACUAUCAUCAAUUAACCAUAUUAUUCUUGUUUCUCUCUCUAGAUUUUGAUUCCGUACAUGGUUAGGGUCUGAAUUCGUUGAACAAUGGGAAGAAACCGUUGCUGCACUUUCUACGAGCAUUUCUGGUAAUUGGAGAGAGAGAGAGAGACAGGAAGCAGAGAUAGUUAGAAUGAGCGCUUCCAGAUUCAUCAAGUGUGUGACGGUGGGCGAUGGUGCGGUUGGAAAGACAUGUCUCUUGAUUUCCUAUACCAGCAACACCUUCCCCACGGAUUAUGUGCCUACUGUGUUUGAUAAUUUCAGUGCCAAUGUUGUCGUUAAUGGAGCCACUGUUAACCUAGGCCUGUGGGAUACUGCUGGGCAGGAGGACUACAACAGAUUACGGCCUUUGAGUUAUCGUGGAGCUGAUGUUUUCAUUCUGGCAUUUUCGCUUAUCAGCAAGGCAAGCUAUGAAAAUGUUUCCAAGAAGUGGAUUCCCGAAUUGAAGCAUUACGCUCCUGGUGUCCCUAUAGUUCUUGUUGGCACAAAACUUGAUCUUCGGGAUGAUAAGGAGUUCUUCGAAAAUCAUCCAGGCUCUGUACCAAUCACCAAUGUACAGGGGGAGGAGCUGAGGAAAUUGAUUGCAUCUCCUUCUUAUGUUGAAUGUAGUUCAAAAACACAAGAGAAUGUGAAAGCAGUUUUUGAUGCUGCGAUUAAAGUUGUUCUCCAGCCACCCAAGCAAAAGAAAAAGAAGGGAAAGGCUCAAAAAGCAUGUUCAAUAUUAUGAUCAGCUUAAGGUGAAGAUAUACGUUCCAUGCCAUCUACGUCCUUUUCUCUUCCUUUUGUGUAAGAAGUAGGAAAUCGCCUUGUAUUCGUCUGCCCAAAGUAUUACUGAUCUAUGUGAAAGUGCAUGUGGCUUAAAUCUACGUAGUGCUUUUGGUUUUUGAAUUACUAGGUCGAACUUUUUGGCCACUUCAUUGUGCCCCUGCCUGUUUUCCUUCGUUUUAUUUAUGUAUCAAUCAGACAUAAAACUAUGAUGUUAGCUAGUAUUAAGGCUUCUUUAA
Salvia splendens (bonfire salvia) is the source of this 2641-nucleotide messenger RNA. Its product is annotated as rac-like GTP-binding protein RHO1. The record is from RefSeq and is a predicted model, not a curated record. Gene Ontology annotation, biological process: small GTPase-mediated signal transduction. The transcript has 8 exons. Lineage: Eukaryota; Viridiplantae; Streptophyta; Magnoliopsida; Lamiales; Lamiaceae. Bases 1771 to 2364 code for a protein of 197 amino acids. Gene Ontology annotation, molecular function: GTPase activity; GTP binding.